AUACAAGAAUUUCAUUUCUUUCCGAUAAUUUUCAAGAAUAAUAAUCUAUCGAAGAAAUGUCAGCGACAAGGUGACGUUAUCUUGUAUACAAAUUGCAGUGAACGAUCAUUCUUAAUUAAUUUUUCAAUGAAUUGAAUCAGAUUGUUCGCAAUUGAUUUGUUUACUUCCUAAUUUAAUUCAAAUCCUUUUAUUCGUAAUUUUUUCGCGACAAGUUCGUGUUACUUGAACAAUAAAAUUCCAAUGAUCUAUAACGUAUCACCAUCGUUCUGAUGUUUUGAUGCACAGUACUUUUGAGGCUCUGCCAGAUUCCAUCGAUUGUUUGUACAUAUAUUAUUUUAUUUUAAAAUACGAAGGACUGUCGAAUAACUUUUGUGUUGCAAUGUCCUUUGGGAGUAUGUAUUCCUCGUGUAUUGUCUGCUUUUAGCUUUAUUUACGAUCCCCAUUUUAUUACAGGACGUAAAGAAGAAUCGUUACGUUUCAUAAAUAAUUGAAUCAAUCUUAUGUCAUAUAUUUCAUCAUUACCGAUUUACUAUUAUGCAAUUAUUAUCAAAAUAACGUUAUCGAUGUAAUUCAAUUUUCGAAUACAAUAUGUGUAUCGUAAUAAGAACAGUGUAUCCUUUUUUCAAUGCAAAAAAGUAACUGUCAUACAAAUGUAAAAUUAUCAGCAAUGUUCAUGUCAUGAAUGAAGAUUAUUAGAAUCAAGAUUUAUAUUAUCAGUACUUUACGUUUUACUAUUUAAGGUUAUAUUUCAUGUAAAUUUUAAUAAACAAUAUUUAUUUAAAUUUAUUGUAUAUUUUCAUAAAGAUAUGUCCACGAAUAACGAGGAUAAACAAUGUACUUGUACAACUACAGAGAAACUAGAAGAGAAGUCUUCUUCUCUUUUAGACUCAACAAAAAGUAAUACGUUAAUUGUGAAAUUGUUUUGAAAGGUAAUUUUCUAAUUGCAAAGAUAUUAGAAAAUAAUAUCAAUAUUUGGUUAGAUAACGAAAAGAAUCAGUCUAUUAUUUCUAUGAAAAAUGAUAUAUCUGUAAAACGAACCAGUACUUUUGAGAAAAGCAAAUCAAUUUUAAGUCAAACAGGGUGCAGUAUUGAGAGGAUAAAACAGAUUAAUAUUGAAAAUAUGAGAUUAUCAGUGGCUUUUCCACAGAUGUUUGGGCAUAAUGUUGUUCCUGUGCCAAACAAUAUUCCCAUUAGUUUCUGUUAUGACAUAGAAGGAGCUGCAGAAGAUUAUAUUGAUUCUGAUACAUACUCUUAUCCUGAUAUACAAAUUGUAAUAGCAAUUGAAUUAAUAAAAAAUAAAUUAAACCACAUGAUAUUAAUGUAUGAAAGAAUAAAGUGAUAAAUUUUCUUAUUAAUGUUAAAGAGGAUCUAUAAAAGUGAUAAUAAUUGAUAGUUAUAUCGAUGU
This is a messenger RNA of Osmia bicornis bicornis, 1405 nucleotides long. RefSeq lists its product as uncharacterized. The transcript has 2 exons. The record is from RefSeq and is a predicted model, not a curated record. Lineage: Eukaryota; Metazoa; Arthropoda; Insecta; Hymenoptera; Megachilidae. The coding region runs from base 1010 to 1339 and encodes 109 amino acids.